Messenger RNA from Sander lucioperca (pikeperch), 9527 nucleotides. RefSeq lists its product as uncharacterized. Gene Ontology annotation, cellular component: membrane. The record is from RefSeq and is a predicted model, not a curated record. The coding region runs from base 297 to 8831 and encodes 2844 amino acids. Lineage: Eukaryota; Metazoa; Chordata; Actinopteri; Perciformes; Percidae. Gene Ontology annotation, molecular function: G protein-coupled receptor activity. The transcript has 69 exons. Gene Ontology annotation, biological process: G protein-coupled receptor signaling pathway; cell surface receptor signaling pathway.
GAACAAAUAGACCUGUUGAGCCAGUGCCAGUAAUGUGUGUCCCUUACUAUGUUUCAGGAAGUCAUUCAUGCAGCAUAUUUCCCAUAGUUCCAUUUGCAGGUUGACAGCCUCUACACGCAGGCUUCUUGUAAUGAAGUGUUUCUUUUUCUACACACAGAGUGGAUGAAUACAGCUGAAGAGAGAGGAUAGUAAGAGGCUAUGCAACAUUGGAUCUUGUUGACUCAGCCAACACAAUGUGGAAGCUUCCCUGUCCAAUGCAGUUAAAGUUAAUUUGAAGAGGACAAGCCAUUAGAGGAAUGGCAAUAUCUAAGAAUGGCUUGACCAUCUUUUCCCUUCUAUUGACACUUACUAUUUUGGAAACAGGGAACUUCAUUGAAUGUUCAAGUCUGGUUUUACCGGUACACUAUGGAGAAGAAUACUUUCUACCUCACACCAGGGAGAAAAGGAGUGCGCUGUUGGCUCCGGUUGAGUACGACGUGGAUGUGGAGCUGAAUGUUACCAACAUCGAAACGGUGGACUACCUUAGGAGCCUUCUGGACAACGGCAGCUUUACCCUGGCCUUGGGUCCCACUGUAAAUGUCACAGACAUUCACAUCACCACAGUGUGUUAUCCAAAUGGUACCAGCUUCCAGUGCAGAUGUGAGGACCAGUAUGUUUGGUCAUAUAAUAACUGUCUUACAUACGGGGCAUGUGAUGAGAUCACUGACGAAACAUGUGGGUGUAUCAACAAUAUCCCUACCAAUGGGCAAUACUGCCAGCCAAAGAAAGACUUUUCAGUGUGUCCUCGAGCAACAAUUUCACCAUCAACAGCUCCUCCAGUUCUUCAAUACAUACUUUCUGUAGAGUUGAACACCACAGAUGUUAUGCUAAUAAAUCUACUGAGGACCACUCUGAGAAGCAUCAGUUACCCCUUCAGCAUCAACAACAACAUACAAAUCUCUGAGGCCAACAUUUCUACAGUUUGCUAUCCGAGCAGUGGUGGUUACCAGUGUUUAUGUGAGGAUCAGUAUCGUUGGCCAUGUGACCAGUGUUUCCUGUAUGGAUCCUGUGAUAACAUCACUGACACAUGUGGAUGUAUCAAUGCCAUUCCUCCUGAUGGACAAUACUGCCAGCCUGCUGGUCAAUACAACUUCACAGCUUGUCCUGUGACAACACACUCUCCAACACCUACAAAUUCAACACCUGUCACUACAACUGAUUCAAACACCACAACUGCUACAACAAUUGUAACGACUCCUCCAGUUCUUUAUGAAUACAUCAUUUCUGUUGAGUUGAACACCACGAAUGUCACGGUAAUAAAUCAACUGAGGACCACUCUGAGAAGCAUCAGUUACCCCUUCAGCAUCAACAACCGCAUACAAAUCUCUGAGGCCAACAUUUCCACAGUUUGCUAUCCGAGCAGUGGUGGUUACCAGUGUUUAUGUGAGGAUCAGUAUCGUUGGCCAUGUGACCAUUGUUUCCUGUAUGGAUCCUGUGAUAACAUCACUGACACAUGUGGAUGUAUCAAUGCCAUUCCUCCUGAUGGACAAUACUGCCAGCCUGCUGGUCAAUACAACUUCACAGCUUGUCCUGUGACAACACCCUCUCCAACACCUACAAAUUCAACACCUGUCACUACAACUGAUUCAAACACCACAACUGCUACAACAAUUGUAACGACUCCUCCAGUUCUUUAUGAAUACAUCAUUUCUGUUGAGUUGAACACCACGAAUGUCACGGUAAUAAAUCAACUGAGGACCACUCUGAGAAGCAUCAGUUACCCCUUCAGCAUCAACAACCGCAUACAAAUCUCUGAGGCCAACAUUUCCACAGUUUGCUAUCCGAGCAGUGGUGGUUACCAGUGUUUAUGUGAGGAUCAGUAUCGUUGGCCAUGUGACCAUUGUUUCCUGUAUGGAUCCUGUGAUAACAUCACUCAUGACACAUGUGGAUGUAUCAAUGCCAUUCCUCCUGAUGGACAAUACUGCCAGCCUGCUAGUCAAUACAACUUUACAGCUUGUCCUGUGACAACACCCUCUCCAACACCUACAAAUUCAACACCUGUCACUACAACUGAUUCAAACACCACAACUGCUACAACAAUUGUAACGACUCCUCCAGUUCUUUAUGAAUACAUCAUUUCUGUUGAGUUGAACACCACGAAUGUCACGGUAAUAAAUCAACUGAGGACCACUCUGAGAAGCAUCAGUUACCCCUUCAGCAUCAACAACCGCAUACAAAUCUCUGAGGCCAACAUUUCCACAGUUUGCUAUCCGAGCAGUGGUGGUUACCAGUGUUUAUGUGAGGAUCAGUAUCGUUGGCCAUGUGACCAUUGUUUCCUGUAUGGAUCCUGUGAUAACAUCACUGACACAUGUGGAUGUAUCAAUGCCAUUCCUCCUGAUGGACAAUACUGCCAGCCUGCUGGUCAAUACAACUUCACAGCUUGUCCUGUGACAACACCCUCUCCAACACCUACAAAUUCAACACCUGUCACUACAACUGAUUCAAACACCACAACUGCUACAACAAUUGUAACGACUCCUCCAGUUCUUUAUGAAUACAUCAUUUCUGUUGAGUUGAACACCACGAAUGUCACGGUAAUAAAUCAACUGAGGACCACUCUGAGAAGCAUCAGUUACCCCUUCAGCAUCAACAACCGCAUACAAAUCUCUGAGGCCAACAUUUCCACAGUUUGCUAUCCGAGCAGUGGUGGUUACCAGUGUUUAUGUGAGGAUCAGUAUCGUUGGCCAUGUGACCAUUGUUUCCUGUAUGGAUCCUGUGAUAACAUCACUGACACAUGUGGAUGUAUCAAUGCCAUUCCUCCUGAUGGACAAUACUGCCAGCCUGCUGGUCAAUACAACUUCACAGCUUGUCCUGUGACAACACCCUCUCCAACACCUACAAAUUCAACACCUGUCACUACAACUGAUUCAAACACCACAACUGCUACAACAAUUGUAACGACUCCUCCAGUUCUUUAUGAAUACAUCAUUUCUGUUGAGUUGAACACCACGAAUGUCACGGUAAUAAAUCAACUGAGGACCACUCUGAGAAGCAUCAGUUACCCCUUCAGCAUCAACAACCGCAUACAAAUCUCUGAGGCCAACAUUUCCACAGUUUGCUAUCCGAGCAGUGGUGGUUACCAGUGUUUAUGUGAGGAUCAGUAUCGUUGGCCAUGUGACCAUUGUUUCCUGUAUGGAUCCUGUGAUAACAUCACUGACACAUGUGGAUGUAUCAAUGCCAUUCCUCCUGAUGGACAAUACUGCCAGCCUGCUGGUCAAUACAACUUCACAGCUUGUCCUGUGACAACACCCUCUCCAACACCUACAAAUUCAACACCUGUCACUACAACUGAUUCAAACACCACAACUGCUACAACAAUUGUAACGACUCCUCCAGUUCUUUAUGAAUACAUCAUUUCUGUUGAGUUGAACACCACGAAUGUCACGGUAAUAAAUCAACUGAGGACCACUCUGAGAAGCAUCAGUUACCCCUUCAGCAUCAACAACCGCAUACAAAUCUCUGAGGCCAACAUUUCCACAGUUUGCUAUCCGAGCAGUGGUGGUUACCAGUGUUUAUGUGAGGAUCAGUAUCGUUGGCCAUGUGACCAGUGUUUCCUGUAUGGAUCCUGUGAUAACAUCACUGACACAUGUGGAUGUAUCAAUGCCAUUCCUCCUGAUGGACAAUACUGCCAGCCUGCUGGUCAAUACAACUUCACAGCUUGUCCUGUGACAACACCCUCUCCAACACCUACAACUCCUCCAGUUCUUUAUGAAUACAUCAUUUCUGUUGAGUUGAACACCACGAAUGUCACGGUAAUAAAUCAACUGAGGACCACUCUGAGAAGCAUCAGUUACCCCUUCAGCAUCAACAACCGCAUACAAAUCUCUGAGGCCAACAUUUCCACAGUUUGCUAUCCGAGCAGUGGUGGUUACCAGUGUUUAUGUGAGGAUCAGUAUCGUUGGCCAUGUGACCAUUGUUUCCUGUAUGGAUCCUGUGAUAACAUCACUGACACAUGUGGAUGUAUCAAUGCCAUUCCUCCUGAUGGACAAUACUGCCAGCCUGCUGGUCAAUACAACUUCACAGCUUGUCCUGUGACAACACCCUCUCCAACACCUACAAAUUCAACACCUGUCACUACAACUGAUUCAAACACCACAACUGCUACAACAAUUGUAACGACUCCUCCAGUUCUUUAUGAAUACAUCAUUUCUGUUGAGUUGAACACCACGAAUGUCACGGUAAUAAAUCAACUGAGGACCACUCUGAGAAGCAUCAGUUACCCCUUCAGCAUCAACAACCGCAUACAAAUCUCUGAGGCCAACAUUUCCACAGUUUGCUAUCCGAGCAGUGGUGGUUACCAGUGUUUAUGUGAGGAUCAGUAUCGUUGGCCAUGUGACCAUUGUUUCCUGUAUGGAUCCUGUGAUAACAUCACUGACACAUGUGGAUGUAUCAAUGCCAUUCCUCCUGAUGGACAAUACUGCCAGCCUGCUGGUCAAUACAACUUCACAGCUUGUCCUGUGACAACACCCUCUCCAACACCUACAAAUUCAACACCUGUCACUACAACUGAUUCAAACACCACAACUGCUACAACAAUUGUAACGACUCCUCCAGUUCUUUAUGAAUACAUCAUUUCUGUUGAGUUGAACACCACGAAUGUCACGGUAAUAAAUCAACUGAGGACCACUCUGAGAAGCAUCAGUUACCCCUUCAGCAUCAACAACCGCAUACAAAUCUCUGAGGCCAACAUUUCCACAGUUUGCUAUCCGAGCAGUGGUGGUUACCAGUGUUUAUGUGAGGAUCAGUAUCGUUGGCCAUGUGACCAUUGUUUCCUGUAUGGAUCCUGUGAUAACAUCACUGACACAUGUGGAUGUAUCAAUGCCAUUCCUCCUGAUGGACAAUACUGCCAGCCUGCUGGUCAAUACAACUUCACAGCUUGUCCUGUGACAACACCCUCUCCAACACCUACAACUCCUCCAAUUCUAUAUGAAUACAUCAUUUCUGUUGAGUUGAACACCACAGAUGUUAUGCUAAUAAAUCAACUGAGGACGACUCUGAGAAGCAUCAGUUACCCCUUCAGCAUCAACAACCAUAUCAAAAUCUCUGAGGCCAACAUUUCUACAGUUUGCUAUCCGAGCAGUGGUGGUUACCAGUGUUUAUGUGAGGAUCAGUAUCGUUGGCCAUGUGACCAUUGUUUCCUGUAUGGAUCCUGUGAUAACAUCACUGACACAUGUGGAUGUAUCAAUGCCAUUCCUCCUGAUGGACAAUACUGCCAGCCUGCUGGUCAAUACAACUUCACAGCUUGUCCUGUGACAACACCCUCUCCAACACCUACAACUCCUCCAGUUCUUUAUGAAUACAUCAUUUCUGUUGAGUUGAACACCACGGAUGUUACGCUAAUAAAUCAACUGAGGACCACUCUGAGAAGCAUCAGUUACCCCUUCAGCAUCAACAACUGCAUACAAAUCUCUGAGGCCAACAUUUCCACAGUUUGCUAUCCGAGCAGUGGUGGUUACCAGUGUUUAUGUGAGGAUCAGUAUCGUUGGCCAUGUGACCAGUGUUUCCUGUAUGGAUCCUGUGAUAACAUCACUGAUGACACAUGUGGAUGUAUCAAUGCCAUUCCUCCUGAGGGACAAUACUGCCAGCCUGCGCAUCAAUACAACUUCACAGCUUGUCCUGCGACAACACCCUCUCCACCACCUACAAACUCAACAACAGUUGCUACAACAGGUGUGAACACAACAACAGUUACUACAACACCAACAACUGUAACAAAUUCAACACUUGACACUACUACACCCACAGAUAUACCAACAACUGCAGUUACCAAUUCAACACAAACUGGUACAACAGAUUUGAACACUACCACAGUUGAAACACCAACAACAUUUGUAACAAAUUCAACACCUAUUGCUACAACACAUCCAAACACCACAACACCCACAUCAUCACCAACAUCUGCAGUUACCAACUCAACAACAGUUGCUACAACAGUCUUCAAAGUGGAGAUGUCAAUGGAACUAGACAAGCAAUUCACAGCCACAUUAAAUGAUUCAACAAGUUCUGAAUACAAAGAUCUUAAAUCAAGGAUUGAGUCAGUGUUAAAGGAGCAGUAUAAAGGAAUCACAGGGUUUAUCGGUGUUUCUGUUAACGGAUUCAGAAAAGGAAGUAUAAUCACAGACUUUGUUGUUCAGACAACACAAGUUAAGCCGACUGAAGUGGCUGAAGCAAAUAAAAAUAUCCCUGAUGCAAUGAAGUCUAUUGCUACAGUCAUUGGUUCAGUUACUGCAGAUUACAACAGUCAAACUCCAAUCACCAUACCAGUGCUUACGUAUACUGGUACAAGCAUGACGCUGACAUGUGGGCCUCCUGACAUUAAUGUGGGACAAAUUAAUGGUUCUGAGUGGAAAUUCAAUGGAAAGAAAAUUACAGAAAGUGCAAGAAUUAAAGUAAAUACUUCUGGCAAUGUGUCUAUACUUACAGUUGACAACGUCAUUCUUGCUGAUAUUGGACUUUACGAAUGUAUUCUAAUAGGCAAAGUCAUUAAUUUCAACCAAAAAGGAGAUAUAACGAAUAAAAUCCAACAAGCUCCCAUUGUACAACUACAGAGUAUUGUUAACGUUCAUUGUAAGGGGACAGAAGGACAGAAACAACCACUUAAGUGUUGCGUGCAGUCCCAGUUUACAGUCAAGUGGUUUAGCUCAUCUAAUAUACUCUUAGAUUCCAAAAGCAUGACCAAGGGUGAAGAAACCUGCAUCACGUAUAAUUACGUGCUUGGGAAAUGCAGCGAAGGACAGCUAAUACGUUUUGUUUGUAAGGUAGAUGAUCUGAAGGAUUAUAAUAAAACAACAGAAAUGAACAUUUUCACAGAAGUUCCAAAAUGUGAUAAUUCUCAGUAUGGGACUGGACGAGUAGGCGACGAAUCAAGCAUAGGAUGUGGUGUAGGUCAGGACGGGAGCAGGACUGCGGUCUGUCAGCAAACAGGGUGGACGCUUUUGCAGGACACCUGCAUCGUAAUAGCAAUCAACAAUUUGUUAAUUGCUUCAACGAAUUUGAAUAACGAGGGAAUACCAGACUUUGUGGGGAAUCUAAAUAGCACAGUCCAAAAAGAAAAAGACAAAAUAGCAACAUCAUCUGCAACCAUAUCAGCUAUCGUUGACAUCCUAAACAACAUUGCAGAUGUUUCCACUGGUGAUGUCACUGCACCUGUCAUGGAGAAUAUACUUGAAACAGUUGAUGUCAUCAUUGGUAGUGAAUCAAGACAGUCCUGGACAUUUCUGAAUGCAAAUAGAACCAGCAAUGCCAGCUCAGCACUACUGAGUUCAAUGGAGUCCCUGUCUGAUAGGUUGGUAGGGGAGAUUGCCUUCGAGACUCCACGGAUCUUGCUCAACAGAACCACUACGUUUAACAACUCCUUUACGGCCAAUCUGAACAUUUUCAUAAAAGUUCCAAACAUCAACAGUAAUGUCUUUUUCACCACCAUCACCUUCUCCACCCUUGAUAAUGUUAUGCCAGCACGGAACUCCAGCUUUGAUGCCAUCCGCUUCAACACCACCAGCAAUUACACUGUCACAGAUAAUGCAAUAAACGCUGCUGUGGUGCUAGUCAAAACAAAUGUAACAGUUCAGAAUGUUACUCUGAGCUUCAACAAGCUUAACAGUUCCCUGUUACUAAACCCACAGUGUGUCUUCUGGAACUUCACACUCUUGAAUAAUUUGGGAGCUUGGGAUGAUGAGGGUUGUACGUUUGUUUCCGAUACAGACAACAUUGUAACCUGCAGCUGCAACCAUCUCACCUCAUUCUCAAUUCUGAUGGCAACAGACAUCCCUCCAGAACUGAGAGAAGCCUUGGAUAUAAUCACUUAUUUUGGAGUUGGGAUAUCUAUGGCAAGCUUAGUUAUGUGUCUCAUUAUUGAAGGAUACGUGUGGAAAGACGUUACUAGAAAUAGCACUUCCUUCAUGCGCCAUGUUUCCAUCAUUAACACUGCCCUGUCUCUGUUGAUUGCUGACAUCUGUUUCAUCAUCGGGGCUUCUAUUGCCAAGAACCCCCUUGAAAACCCAGGGGGGGACUAUAACGUUCCAGUAGGACCAUGCAGCACAGCAACAUUUUUUAUGCACUUUUUCUACCUUGCUCUGUUUUUUUGGAUGCUUGUGUCAGGCCUUCUGCUCUUUUACCGCACGGUCAUGGUCUUCUCCCACAUGUCCAAGUCAAUCAUGUUGGCCAUUGGCUUCUUAUUAGGCUACGUGUGCCCUCUGAUUAUAGCUGUUAUUACUGUUGCUGUCACAGCACCAGGGAAUGAAUACAUCAGGGCAGACAAUGCUUGCUGGCUCAACUGGAUUCAGACACAUGCCCUGCUGGCCUUAGUGAUACCUGCCUUGACUAUAGUUUUCAUCAACAUUAUAAUCGUGAUCGUGGUAUUAUUCAAAAUGCUGAGAAGAGGUGUAGGAGACGCCACCCAAAGAGAUGAAAAGCAAACGCUGGUGGUCAUUGUCAGGUGUUUAGCCAUUUUGACUCCUUUAUUUGGACUGACCUGGGCUUUGGGAGUGGGAACCAUGAUAUCAUCAACAAAUAAGGGAAUCCACAUUGCUUUUGCAUUCUUCAAUUCACUACAGGGUUUCUUCAUUUUAGUGUUUGGGACACUAUUCGAUUCAAAGAUCCGUUCUAUCCUCUCAAGAAAAGUACCUACACCAAGCACAGGCUCAAAUACAACAAGAAGUACAAGUGGAGGCAUUUCCUCUCCCAGUGGCCUAAACUGGAUAAAUCGACUGCGUGGAAGAAGAUAUAUCUAUCGUGUGUCAGAAGCUGCAAACUCAAGCAGCACUGGUGCAUCGGAGUCAUUUGUCAAUAUCUGAAUUCACGAAUCAAACUGUUCACAUUAAAUUUAUUUAAUUACUGAUUCAAAAGAUGUGGCAGUGAUUGUAAGAUUUUUCUGUAAAAAAUCAGAAAGUAAGUAAAAUUAAAAAGCUUACUGGGAUGAUAUUGUAAAAGCUUUUAAUUCAUUUAAAUCAGAAGAAAAUGGUGUGGUUCAAAACAAACAGCAUUACAAAAUGAUUGCAUGGUAAUGUUACUGUUCCCAUUUGUGUAAUGAGAAGCCCUAGGAAAGCAAGUGUGGCAUAUCUGAAAAAGUUCAGAUAUACUAUAUUGUGAAUGUGACUGAAAUGGUAUUUUUUUAAACGUUGCUUCAUGCAGCAUGAAGCAACUAUUUCUGAUUUUUAAAUGUGAAGUCCAUUGCUGCUUUGUUAGCCGACAACUUAAGCAACUUAUAAUUAACGAAUGUCGUAGAAGUAGAUCCUGAAUAACUCUGGAUCAAUGACUCAUGAAUCAGUGUGUAUGUAACUACACAGUACACUCAAGUACCGAAGUUAUUUAAGCCAUUCUCACUCCCAACUCGUCUAAUACGGACAUUUGGUUGGUGGCUCUCAGCGUCAGAUACUGAUGCAAAAGGCAUCCUUUACCAUCUGUAUGGGGGGCGAUGGACAUAGCAGCAGCUUGACCACGGCGCUGUGGGAUGUCGUAGUAUGAAGAGCGACAACCGUAGCGAGUAGUAU